Messenger RNA from Piliocolobus tephrosceles (Ugandan red Colobus), 5917 nucleotides. RefSeq names its product inka box actin regulator 2 (gene INKA2). NCBI's taxonomy places the organism in Eukaryota, Metazoa, Chordata, Mammalia, Primates, Cercopithecidae. The coding region runs from base 177 to 1070 and encodes 297 amino acids. The transcript has 2 exons. Gene Ontology annotation, cellular component: nucleus. The record is from RefSeq and is a predicted model, not a curated record. Gene Ontology annotation, molecular function: protein serine/threonine kinase inhibitor activity; protein kinase binding.
GCGCUGCCACCCGCGGGGGAAGCGGCUCUAAGUCCCGGGCUCGCAGCGCAGGCUCAGCUCGGCGCUGCGAGCGCUACGGACGCAGGGGCGGGGAGCCCGCCCGGCGCACAGUUUCCAGUGGGGCCGGGGUCCCACCCGGGCACUCUCUGUUUGAACCGAACCCGACAAAUGGGCGCAUGACGAUGGAGAGCAGGGAAAUGGACUGCUAUCUGCGUCGCCUCAAACAGGAGCUGAUGUCCAUGAAGGAGGUGGGUGAUGGCUUACAGGAUCAGAUGAACUGCAUGAUGGGUGCACUGCAAGAACUGAAGCUUCUCCAGGUGCAGACAGCACUGGAACAGCUGGAGAUCUCUGGAGGGGGUCCUGCACCAGGCAGCCCUGAAGGUCCCAGGACCCAGCACGAGCACCCUUGUUGGGAGGGUGGCAGGGGUCCUGCCAGGCCCACAGUCUGUUCCCCCUCUGGUCAACCUUCUCUUGGCAGCAGCACCAAAUUUCCAUCCCAUAGGAGUGUCUGUGGAAGGGAUUUAGCUCCCCUGCCCAGGACACAGCCACAUCAAAGCUGUGCUCAGCAGGGGCCAGAGCAAGUGGAACCGGAUGACUGGACCUCCACGUUGAUGUCCCGGGGCCGGAAUCGACAGCCUCUGGUGUUAGGGGACAACGUUUUUGCUGACCUGGUGGGCAACUGGCUAGACUUGCCAGAACUGGAGAAGGGUGGGGAGAAGGGUGAGACGGGGGGGGCACGUGAACCCAAACGAGAGAAAGGCCAGCCCCAGGAGCUGGGCCGUAGGUUUGCCCUGACAGCAAACAUCUUUAAGAAGUUCUUGCGUAGUGUGCGGCCUGACCGUGACCGGCUGCUGAAGGAGAAACCAGGCUGGGUGACACCCAUGGUCCCUGAGCCCCGAACCGGCCGCUUACAGAAAGUCAAGAAGCGGAGCCUUUCCAAGGGCUCUGGACAUUUCCCCUUCCCAGGUACCGGGGAGCACAGGCGAGGGGAGAAUCCCCCCACGAGCUGCCCCAAGGCCCUGGAGCCCUCACCCUCAGGCUUUGAUAUUAACACAGCUGUUUGGGUCUGAAUCCUAGAGGCAGAAAGUUGACUGAACCUGAAAGGGCCAGGUCCCAGUGCUGGGCCCCUGGGGAGGAGGGAGGGUGGGCGGUAUGGCUCUCGAAAGCCCAACUCCAAGUUCCUUUCCCUCAGAAAGCAGGGAGAAGCCAGAGCUCUUGGCUCAGGGCUGAAGGGAAUGUGCUUGGGAGAGGCUGUCUUGGGGGCUGGCUGGUGGAGCAAGUAAAAGUAGCUGGAGAGCAAGCUGUGUGUGUGUGUGUGUGUGUGUGUGUGUGUGUCUGUGUGUGUGUCUGGCAUGCACACACUUUGGGGCUGGAGGUGACAGUAGGUGAGGGCAGGGGAGGAGAUCAGAAAUCCCUCUGACAUCUCCACUGCCCCCAAAGACCUCCGUUGAACAUUCUGUAUGGAAAAGAGCCCUGAAGCAUCAGGUUUCCCAGAUAGGCCCCCGAAUAAAGACCUGUCUUUGGCUCUCCCAACCUUCUGUUGGCUUCUUUGGCAAGACAUUGCUCUAGGCACAGGGACUGAACCCCAGGCCUCCUGGGACUGGAGCAGCAGUGAGGCAAAACCCGACCAGUCAUCCCUUCCUGCCUUGGAGGUUUCAGUCCAUACCUGGACCCUGAGAAAAUGAGCUAAAUAAGGAGUACAGUGUGUAAGGAACAGCCGGGGAAGCCCUAGACACUCCCCCAUGCACAUGGGAGGAAGGAUGUAGACAUAGCAUUGGACCAUUUGAAUGCCUGUUCAUCUCCAAUGGCCUCAUUUGAAAGUGAGCGAGGCAGGCAGGUGUGAUCCCAUUUUCCAGAUAAGGAAACAAGCCUAGAUACGCUACCUGUCCAAGAACAACUGCAGCCAGGAGGCAGAACAGCCUAGGCCUGACUGCAGAGUGGAAGCUGGACCCUGGAGUUACACACUCCUCCCCAACAGUUCGUAGCGCCCUGCAGGCCGGGCGCAGUGGCUCACGCCUGUAAUCCCAGCACUUUGGGAGGCCGAGGCAGGCGGAUUACCUGAGGUCAGGAGUUCAAGAUCAGCCUGGCCAACAUGGUGAAACCCCGUCUUUACUUUAAAAAAUGUAAAAAUUAGCCAGACGUGGUGGCACACGCCUGUAAACCCAGCUACUCGGGAGGCUGAGGCAGGAGAAUUGCUUGAGCCCGGGAGAGGGAGGUUGCAAUGAGCCGAGAUCGUGCCACUGCACUCCAGCCUGGCUAACAGAGCAAAACUGUCUAAAAAACAAAAACAACAACAACAACAAAAAAAACAGUUCUUAGCAUCCCGCACCCCACAGCCUGUCUCCUGCACUUAACUCCCACCUGGGUCAGAGAACAGUCAAUUCACCAGUGAGGUAAAGGUGAACCCAGAAGAAAUAGCCACUUGAUUUUAAAAUUCCUAGCUCCAUUCCGUGGCCUCCUCCUCACUAGAUGCAGCAGCCCCAGGCCUCCUGUUCCCUCCUCACCUAGAGGUGGCCAGACGGAGCGGGGAAGGACAAGGCAGCAGCUCAGCUCCAGUUUUUCUAAAGCCGCUCUGGGCACGUGGCCCAGGAGGGCCGCCUAGGACCACCCUGGGAAGCCACUGUCCCUCCCACUCCAGCAGGGAACACUCACUGGCUGGGAAAAGACAAUGUGGAUCUUCUCUUGGGCUGAGCAAGCCAGGAGGGCAUACCCUCCCACUGCCCCUCUCUGCCUCCCACCAAUUGUCCCUCCGCCUGAUGGGGUGUGACAGCUGCAAUUAUGGGCAGGAUGCCUUCCCACCCUCAAAGCAUUAACAGCCAGUUGGAGAGGCAAAACAGUAAGAAAAAGCUCUUCUACUUGCUUCCUGGAUCCCUGGGGAGAGUGGAGAGAGGGGCAGAGCUCAAGAUGGGGUUAUGGGGGUGCAGCCACGGUGGUUAGGGUCACCCUCAAAUCCUAUGCAAAUGGUAAGAUGUUUCAUUUUUGGUGGGGGAGCUACAGGAGGGAGGAAGGCGCUCAUGCUUUUUGGGUUUUGUUGAGCACUCACUAUCUGUCAGGUAGUGUGCACAUCUUUCAAACUUAGAAUGACCCUAGAAGGCAUUGUUCUCCAGACACAUCUAUGGAGGUUAUUAGGGGUCAUGUAAACUGCCCAGAUUAGGCUGCUAGCAAAGGAAAGGACAGAGAUCUAAACAGAGGGUUGGGUUAUCUGGCUCCAAAACCCCUGUCCUUUUCUUGCUACUUUUCUACCUGGAGUUUGCCAACUGAGCAAGCCCAUUCUGGCAGAGCCAGCCCUUGCAAAUCCUUUGUGUCUUCCCAGAGAAUACUAACAUUUCAGUUUUGAGUGAGGGAACGUUUGCUGUGGCUGCCUUUGGAGGUGGAGAUGGUGGAGGUGGUGGUAGUGUGUGUGUGUGUGUGUGUGUGUGUGUGUGCCCGUGCACGCGCAUACAAAGUGCAUGUGAAGAUUCCACCUACUGAAUCAUGAGAGGAGGAGGCCAUGGGCUGCUGGCUGGUGGAGAAGCCAACUAGCAUAUUAUUCAAGAUGACACCAGCUCCAAGUCUGGAAUGAGUCUAUGGGAAACCAAGGUACUUCUUGGACAUUCGUCUACAAUUCACCUGUUUCGUGGACGGGUCACAGUGGUUUGGAUAAACGGAACAAAACUUUAUGAACACCUCCCAACACCAGGCGUUGUUAUAGAAAACUAAGAACAGAGCAAUGAAAAGGACCCAACUCCUGCUCUCAAACGGAUGCAGUGGAAAAUAAGCAGACUUUGAACCAUUGGUUAGUCAGAAGAGACUCAGGGGACUGAAAACUUAUUUCCACUUGGGCCAGAACAAAAAAUUCGGAAGCAACACUUGCUGUCAACUUGAUUUACAGGUGCCAGCACCUUCCCCUCUGUUAUUUCCUUCUCACUACACACCGAAAGCGGUUGCUCUUGUUUUACAUGGACAGGCUCAGAGAAGUUAAGCAACUUGUCCAGGGUCACAUAGUGGUGGAACUGGGAUUGAAUCCGUUCCAACUGACUUGCAAUCUUGUGCUUUUCAGACGGUCCCACUAAUUGUCCCUAUCGGUUCCAAAGCCAAAUCAAGAGGAACAAGAGCAAAAUGUGUCCUCCCAUAUUAUCCAUGGUCCUGCAUGGAUCAUAAAUGGCAUGCUGACUGUCCACUGGAGGAGACUUACUUUUCCCUUCUCCCUGGACACCUGCCACGGCAAUGACAGAGGCUGUAUUUUACUGUAGUGGAGGGAAGAGGUGAAUGUGAAUGCCUAGGGCCUAAGUAUACAAGAAGGUGUAGGGAGAGGGAAGCAGUGUGCAUGUGGAGGAGAUAGUGGAAGCAAGCAGAGAGAAAUCAGACAGCUUAAUUCUUCCUUGGGGGGGGGCACUUUGUGGUUAAUUAGGACAUGCAAAUAAGCUAGAAGCUCAUUUAAUACCCUCUCUGACAUGUAACCCCACCCUGCACGUGGCCCACUUCCCCGGCAGGUACAAGGGCCAGCUGAUUGGCCCAGGUAUCUGUGGAGAGUUCCACCUGCUUCUUUGUGGCCCAGGGAACAGAAAAGAGUCCCUGCUGGGCAUGGCUAGUGGGGCCUGCCUGGUCUCCCUCCUCCCUUUCUCUUCCCAACCUUUCAGGCCUGGGACCUCUCUUUUCCCUCCCCAUCAGACACUUCCCCUGUGCCCCACCCCUUAGGGUGAUCUCUGAACCCAAACUUGCCCCAGGGAAGGUUGCUGUGUCCUCUCCACAUCCUCACCUCCUCCCCGGGGCCUUGGGACUUUUCCAAGUCACACCAUCGUUUCCUACGUGGCCUGGACAAGAGCAAGAGCACAGCCUGUCCCCACCUUCUCCAGAGCAGCCAGAACCCACCUCAGGUGCCUUCCCCAUCCAGUGCAGUAAGGCACUUCUGCCAGCACCACGGUAUGAGCACUAGACUUGGAGUUAAGAUUGGAGAGCCCUCUCUGUCACUGUGGAAGCUUGAGCAUGUUGCUUGACCUCUCUGAACCUCACGUUUCUCAUCUGUGAAAGGUGAUAAUGUGGGGCUGCUGUGAGAUUUAGAGGACAUAAUGCACCUAUGGUCCAAGCACUGCCUGGAACAAAGUGGAAGCUCAGCAGAUACUGGACUACCCAUCCCCUUAGUAGAGGCACUAACCAUGUGACCCAAGGCAGAAGUGCUUUAAAAAAAAAACGCUUUCUCUGAGCGUUGGUUUCUUCUGUCAAAACAUUUAUAUUGAUUUAAUCUCUCACAGGAUUGUAGCAAGGAUCAGAGAAGACAAUAGGUGACAUGUUUUUGUACACUGUAAAAAUACUACCCACCCAGAUGGGCUAUUUGCUAAAUGGCAAAUUUACACUGUUCCCCAAACGAUGACAUGCACUGGGGAGGCGGGGGGUGUGGAGGUGGGGAAGGGCUGAGCUGGAGAAAAGGUGCUUGAGGACCCGACGGCCUAAGGACCUGCUCUAGGAAACAUUCCCACCCACUACACCCUAGCUGCCCCUCACAGUCAACCCUUAAGGACCUCAAAUUCUUGGCAAGGGGUAAAGAGUCGAAAGUGCCAAGUCCUAGUGGUUUUGAGAAGCCUCUGGUCUGUUCUUUCUGCUCUCUAAAGCCCUAGUUGCCAGAGUCCCCUCCAGCCCCCACAUCGCUGCCUUCCUCCUGCCCUCCAGCCACCCUGGAAACUAAUGGCCUAAAGGUGCUGUGGCUGUCCUCCUAAAAUCCAUUCCCUCCUGAUGAGAUGGAGGAAUCUGUGAAGCCCGCCUUCAUGAGAGGUCUCAGGGCUCAGGCUGGUGCUGCCAGAGAAAGGGUAACUGAGCCAGAAAGGCCUAGGGGGUAAGAAGCUCAAACUGCAGUCAUCCCCUUAGUAUGAUUAUUAGGAUGUCCCUUGCCUUCCUUCUGCCUCCUCCACCCAACCCCUAAAAUAAACAGUAUGAUGAAGCC